This is a messenger RNA of Echinococcus granulosus, 477 nucleotides long. RefSeq lists its product as hypothetical. The transcript has a single exon. Lineage: Eukaryota; Metazoa; Platyhelminthes; Cestoda; Cyclophyllidea; Taeniidae. The record is from RefSeq and is a predicted model, not a curated record. The coding region runs from base 1 to 477 and encodes 158 amino acids.
AUGCUAAAAUUAAACCAACCGGGUUGUUCUAGACGUACUGAGAAGAGAAGGGAGGAGACCUGCAGGUCUCGCUCUACAUUGGUGGCAGCGUUGGCGGGCCUACCUCCCUUCGCAGAAGACAUGAAUUCCGAAGACUGGCUCAUAACUACCAAAUUUGAUCUCCAUCUCUAUCCCCAGUGUCAAAGAAUACCCCUGAUUGUACGCGCUCUUGCUCAUGAUUUAUUUGUGGCCGCAGUCGGAGCCGGCAUCACCCACGACACCGACAUUGACCAAUGCUGCGAUACAUUGACCCAACACAUCAUCGAUCGAGAAGAGCAAACCCUUGUCAGGGACUUAUUUCUGCUUUUCCAAAAAGCCGACGAGGAUGACGAAGUGUACGCCAAGAACCUUCAACUUCUGGCAAAACGCGUUUUCCAUGGCUGUCUUCCAAACAAGGUCGCCAACUGGACAACGGUCCAGUUUAGACACGGAGUUUGA